AGAGAGCUCCCGCCGGCGCGUCUUUCGAAUGGAUCAGGACUAACUUUGGAGAAUGCCCGGAAGAGGCCGACGAGGACACUCGGAGGACGUACGCCCGCGUGUACUUAUGGUACAUGAUUUCGAGGACUCUCUUUCCUGACAGUGGGGGGAAGCUGGCCCAUUGGUGUUGGCUGAAGGCGCUAACGGUGUUGGAUAACCGUUGGAGUUGGGGAACAGCGGCACUUGCCUACCUCUACCGGCAGUUGGACGAAGCUUGUCGCAGAACUGGGAGCAGGACUGGGAGCGGCGGUAUUGGUGGAUGCAUGCUCCUACUUUCCGUAUGGAGCUGGGACCGCCUAUCAGUUGGGCGGCCUAGGGUACUCAACGAGAGGCCAUGGCCUCAUUACCCUCACUCUCCUGAUCGGGAGCCCACUUGGGCAUACCUUUGGGACAAUGUCUCGGAGAUGUCGGGCGAUCCAAAGAUCAUGUACAUGCAGUACACUGCGGAGUUGGACACUCUUACCGCUGAGCAGGUAACCGAUCACUCUUUUGCAAUCCUAGUUUUCAUUGAUUCUACUGGCAUGUUCUAAAUUCUGAGAUGUUUGUAUGCUGCAGGUGGA
Lolium perenne is the source of this 599-nucleotide messenger RNA. RefSeq names its product protein MAIN-LIKE 1-like. Lineage: Eukaryota; Viridiplantae; Streptophyta; Magnoliopsida; Poales; Poaceae. The record is from RefSeq and is a predicted model, not a curated record. Gene Ontology annotation, biological process: meristem development; meristem maintenance.